Capsella rubella is the source of this 3366-nucleotide messenger RNA. Its product is annotated as myosin heavy chain, fast skeletal muscle. The transcript has 9 exons. The record is from RefSeq and is a predicted model, not a curated record. NCBI's taxonomy places the organism in Eukaryota, Viridiplantae, Streptophyta, Magnoliopsida, Brassicales, Brassicaceae. The coding region runs from base 310 to 3267 and encodes 985 amino acids.
UGAGAUCUACUUUUCAUUUUUUUUUGUCCCAUUUAUAUAAAAAAUCAACUGGUGGGAGCUAACGCUCGCGUCUUCUUCCUCUUGACGUAAUCGGGAAUUGAACUCGUUUCUCUAUUCACUGAGUCGACUCGUAUUUGGCAGUUACGGUGUCUUUCAGUCUUUGUGGUGUGGUGUAAUGAUCAACGCUCUACAUUGGACUGAAGAAGAUGAAGGGAGUAAUGGCUGGUUUUUAGCGACAAUGGCCGGAGCUCCGGUGAUGGUUACUGUUUAAGUAAAGCGGCGAUCGAAUACUUAGACGGUGGAGGAGAGAUGUUUAAGUCAGCGAGAUGGCGGAAUGAGAAGAGCAACAAAAUCAAAAUCGUUUUCAAGUUGCAGUUUCAUGCUACUCAGGUGACACAGUUGAAGGCAGAGGGAUUAACGAUCUCUAUAGUUCCCGGAGAUGUUGGGAAAUCGACUGGGAAGGCAGAGAAGGCUACGGUACUCGACGGACAUUGUCGGUGGGAAUCUCCGGUGUUCGAGGCGGUUAAGUUUCUUCAGGAUGUGAAGACUGGGAAGGUUAAUCAGAGAAUCUAUUACUUUAUUGUAUCUACUACGGGAUCUACAAAAUCUGGUGUUUUGGGAGAGACUUCGAUUGAUUUUGCUGAUUACGUUGAAGCAGUUAAGACUUGCAAUGUUUCUCUUCCUCUCCAGAAUUCAAAUUCGAAAGCAAUGUUGCACGUAUCAAUACAAAGGCAGCAAGAAAAUGCAGAUCCGCAAAGAGUGGUGAAAGAAAUCGAUAGCUUGGUGAAAAGGUCACGGAGUCAAGAUUUGAAAUCUCAUUUAAGUAUUGAUGCAGAUGAAAGCCAUAAAAGUGAUUCACAAGAGGAAGGUUCAUUUGGUAAAGCUUCCCGGAUUGCUGAAUUGAGGCGUCGAGCAUCGAUUGAAUCUGAUACUACGUUGUCAAGCUUUGACAGUGGGUCUGAAUUGGAUACACUGGGAGAGAUUGGAAGCAGAGGUGAUCACAUUCAGAAAAACCAGUCUAAUAUGCAUCACCUUUCGGUUACAAAUAUAUACGAAGAGCCUCAUAUAUCAGAAUCCGAGUGGUCUGGAAGUUCUGAUCAGGGAAUCAGUACUGAUGGCUCCAUGAAUAGUUCAAAUGAUACAAUCCCGAGAGAGAUCACAAGGACUUCCUCAAACGAAGAUGUAGAUAAGCUUAAAACCGAACUUGUUGCUCUGGCAAGGCGAGCAGAUCUUUCGGAACUAGAGCUACAAAGCCUGCGGAAACAGAUUGUUAAAGAGACCAAAAGGAGUCAGGAUCUCCUGAGGGAAGUAACUAGCCUGAAGCAGGAGAGGGAUUUUCUGAAGGCUGAUAAUGAGAGUAUUAAAGCAUCUGAUAAGCGAAAGGAAGAGGCAAAAAUUAGGAACCAGUUGCAGCUUGAAGGAAGGGAUCCACAUGUUCUUUUAGAAGAAACCCGAGAAGAACUGGAUUAUGAGAAGGAUCUGAACUCCAAUCUACAGUUACAGCUUCAGAAGACAAAGGAAUCAAACACCGAGUUGCUGCUUGCUGUGCAAGAUCUAGAAGCAAUGGUGGGGAAAAGAAGUAAGAAAACAGCUGAUCUUCCUAGACCAAGAACCUGCGAGAGGAAUACCGAAGAACCGAGGAGAAGGUCCUGCACAAGUGAGACAGAUGACGACGAGGAUCAGAAGGCACUAGACGAGCUUGUGAAGGGGCACAUGGAUGCAAAAGAAUCACACGUCCUGGAGCGAAGGAUCACUGACCUAUACAAUGAGAUAGAGAUCUAUAAACGAGACAGAGAGGAUCUUGAGAUACAGGUGGAGCAGCUUUCUCUGGAUUAUGAGAUACUUAAGCAGGAAAAUCACGAUAUCUCAUACAAGCUAGAGCAAAGCCAAGUGCAAGAACAGUUGAAGAUGCAAUAUGAAUGUUCAUCUUCUCUUGUAAACGUGAAUGAGCUUGAAAAUCAUGUGGAGAGCCUAGAAGCCAAGCUCAAGAAGCAGUACGAAGAGUUCUCUGAGUCCCUGUGCCGCAUCAAAGAACUUGAAACGCAGAUCGAGGGAAUGGAAGAAGAAUUAGAAAAACAAGCUCAGAUCUUUGAGGGAGAUAUUGAAGCUGUCACACGUGCUAAAGUGGAGCAAGAGCAAAGAGCUAUCGAAGCCGAAGAAGUCCUGAGGAAGACGAGGUGCAAAAAUGCUACUGUAGCCGGCAAAAUACAGGACGAGUUCAAGAGAAUCUCUGAACAGAUGUCUCUUACGUUAGCAGCAAAUGAGAAGGUGACUAUGAAAGCGAUGACCGAAACUCGCGAACUGCGCAUGCAGAAGCGUAAGCUAGAAGAACUUCUCAUGAAUGCUAACGAUGAACUCCAAGCAAAUAACGCUGAGUGUGAAGCAAAGCUCAACGAGCUCUCAGGAAAGACAGAUCUUAAAACGAAGGAGUUGGAGAGAAUGUUAGUGGAUCUAGAGAAUAAAAAGAGGCAAAAAGAAGAUGCUAAUGCAGAUUUGACACAGGAGAUCACAAGGCUAAAGGAUGAGAUUGAGAUCUUGAGACUUGAAGUGGAAGAGACAAGAAAAUCAAGUAUGGUAACCGAGGCAUCUUUGUCAGAGGAGUUGCAGCGAACCAAAGACGAAAAAGAAGCAGUCAUUACCAUUUUAAAAUCACAACUAGAGGCCACAAUAGCGCAAUGUGAUAAUCUAAAGCAUUCUGUAUCCAACAAUGAAUCAGAGAUUGAGAAUCACAGAAGGCAAGUUGUACAAGUGAGAAGCGAGCUGAGGAGUAAAGAAGAAGAAAUGAAAAAUCUAAAGAACAGAGACGCAGCAGCUGACAACAUAACAAAUACAGAACAAAGAAGCAACGAAGAUAGAUUAAAACAGCUUGAGGAACAAAUAAAACUAAAGGAAAACGCUUUGGAAGUCUCUUCAAAGAUGUUCAUCGACAAGGAAAAGGAAUUGAAGAACAAGAUCGAAGAGUUGCAGACUAAACUCAACGAACGAAGUCAAAAUAGCCAAGAGACUGGUGAAACUUUGCAAGGUCCACAAGCGAUUGCUAUGCAAAACAAUGAAGUAUUGCCAUUGCCAUUGAACAAGAGUGACAAUCUUCAAGAUUUGGUAAAUGAAGUAGCGUUGCUAAGAGAACAAAAUGGAUUGAUGGAGAUGGAAUUGAAGGAGAUGCAAGAGAGAUAUUCAGAGAUAAGUCUAAAAUUUGCAGAAGUUGAAGGUGAGAGACAACAACUUGUUAUGACUGUACGUUAUCUCAAAAAUGCCAAGAAGAAGUAAAACCGAAGAACCAAAUGGUGUGCACUGUACAAAUUUCUCUUAUUUUUCAUUAUAAAUAUUUUUUUGUUUUUUUUGUUUUUCACAUAUAUAUAGUUUCUC